Solanum dulcamara is the source of this 2541-nucleotide messenger RNA. Its product is annotated as G-type lectin S-receptor-like serine/threonine-protein kinase At1g11330. Gene Ontology annotation, molecular function: protein kinase activity; ATP binding; chitin binding. Gene Ontology annotation, biological process: protein phosphorylation; carbohydrate metabolic process. The record is from RefSeq and is a predicted model, not a curated record. Lineage: Eukaryota; Viridiplantae; Streptophyta; Magnoliopsida; Solanales; Solanaceae. The transcript is spliced from 8 exons. Bases 1 to 2319 code for a protein of 772 amino acids.
AUGGCCUAUUUCUACACUAUUGUUUUCUCAUUUUUCUUCCUCCACCAACUAAUCAUUUUCUCUAAUGGCCAAAAUAUUACAAUUAAGGGAGGUUUUUACCUGCUUAGGGACAGUGGAUUAGACUUAGACAAAAUUGAUUUAACUCCUUUCUCUCAUUUAUUUUGUGGAUUUGCUGAUAUAAAUUCCCAAUCCAAUCAAUUAAUUCUCACUUCACCAAAUUCAUCAUUCACACAAUUUAUAAGCAUAGUCCAACAAAAAAAUCCUUCUGCAAAAACAUUAUUGUCUAUAGGUGCAAAUACCACAGCAUAUGGAGACAUGGCUACAACACCAAAUUCAAGAAAAAGUUUUAUUGAUUCAUCAAUAAAAUUAGCCAGACAAUUGGGAUUUCAUGGCCUUGAUCUUCGUUGGAUAUUCCCAGAAUUAGCUGAUGACAUGAGGAAUUUAGGUAUUCUCUUAAAUGAGUGGCGCGAAGCUAUCAACACGGAGGCAAGAAACUCUAGCGAAUCGGCUUUACUUUUCACGGCAGCCGUUUCCGGUUCGCCUGAUGUCAAUGGUUCGAGUUACCCGGUUCAAUCAUUGGCAAGAAACUUAGACUGGAUCAACCUACUAGCAUACGAUUUCUACGGACCGAAUUGGUCGCCUUCACAAACGAAUUUACAUGCACAAUUAUUCGACCCAGUGAAAGGCGUGAGUGGUAGCGACGGACUCAACCAAUGGAUUCAGAAAGGCAUAUCGCCGCAAAAAAUAGUUUUCGGAAUUCCCUUUUUUGGAUACGCGUGGCAAUUGAAUAAUACAAAUAUUCACGAUCUCAGGGCUCCGGCUAUCGGAAAAUCGGACGUCUACGAUGGCCCAUGGAUGACAUAUGCCCAAAUUAGGGAUUUUAUAGUGCAGCAUCGCGCUACGACUGUACAUGAUGAUAAAAUUGUUGGAGAUUAUUGUUACUCAGGAAAUACUUGGAUUAGUUAUGAUGAUAUUCAAAGUGUUAGGACUAAAGUUUCUUACAUUAAAAGUAGAGGAUUGCUUGGUUAUUAUGCAAUGGAUAUUUCAGGAGACACUAAUUGGAAUUCUGUUCUUUCUCAUGCUGCUUCACAAGAAGCUGAUGGAAUGACAGAAGGAGGAAUUGUGAACAAGAAGAAAAAACUCAAUCGACUAGUUAUCAUUUUGGUUCCAAUUGGUGCAGUAUUAAUAUUGAUAUUGCUACUGUUGAUAAUUUGGUGUCAUCGAAGGAGACAAGUACUUAAAUUUCAAGAGUUAGAGAGGAACCAAAGGAACAACAUGGAAAGCAAAAAUAAAGCAAGAAAAAGUGGAGAUAAUAGCAAUUUGCAAGAUUUUAGUUUUGAUGAGAUGAAAGAAGCUACAAACAAUUUUUCAUUUGAAAAUAAGCUUGGAGAAGGUGGAUAUGGACCUGUUUACGAGGGUAAGUUAAGGAAUGGAGAAAAAAUAGCAGUGAAAAGGCUAUCAGAGACUUCAUCUCAAGGAUUGGAAGAAUUUGAAAAUGAAGUGAUUCUUACAGCAAAAUUACAACAUAUAAAUCUUGUAAAAGUUGUGGGAUUUUGCAUUGAGAAUGAAGAAAAAAUGUUGAUCUAUGAAUAUAUGCCCAACAAGAGCUUGGACUACUACAUUUAUAAUCAAGAAAGAAGAUUUCUUCUAGAUUGGGAGAAGAGAGUGCAAAUAAUUGAAGGCAUUAUUCAAGGGCUAUUAUACCUUCAAGAAUACUCAAGAUUGACAAUUAUUCAUAGGGAUAUAAAAGCCAGCAAUAUUCUAUUGGACUUACAAAUGAAACCAAAGAUUUCUGAUUUUGGAAUGGCAAGAAUGUUUAAGGAGGAUGAAGUUGAAGCAAAUACAAGCAGAAUAGUUGGAACAAUGGGUUAUAUUCCACCUGAAUAUGCAAUUGAAGGUAGAUAUUCAACAAAAUCUGAUGUUUUCAGUUUUGGAGUACUACUUCUUCAAAUCAUAAGUGGGAAGAAGAAUACAUGUCUACAUGGUCCAGAUGACAACUUAAACCUUCUUGAAUAUGCAUUUGAGAUGUGGAGAGAUGGUAAAGGCAUGGAAUUUAUGGAUGAAUCACUUGAUGAUAAUAUAUCAUAUUGCAAACUAUUAAAUUGCAUGCAAAUUGCACUACUAUGUGUCCAAAAAGACCCAUUGGAUAGGCCUACAAUGUUAGAAGUUUCUAAUAUGUUUAAAAAUAUUGCAAAUUUGUUCAUGGAGUUCCCUAAGAGGUCUGCAUUUUCUGUAAAAGAAGAUGAAGAAAAAUAUGGCUUAGUGCAACAAAGAGAAGAAGUUAACACUGUAACAAUCACACAAUUGAUUGCAAGAUGACUCAUGUUCACAAGCAUUUUAGUGGUGUUAAUCGUUAGAUUCGAUUUAGCUUUUAUACUGUCUCAAUCAUCUUAAUUUCUAUUCAGUUUCGAUAUUGUUUCGAUUGACAAUAAGGGAAUUAAAUGUGCCUUGUUUUUUGAAUUUCCGUCUGGUGUUCGAAUUGGAGUACGAUUAAUUCAGAUACAUAUAUUAAUAAUAGUUGUCUUGUUUUCUUUCUUUUGA